AUGGAUUCUUCCAGAGGCCCGCCACGGGUCAAGAACAAGGCCCCUGCGCCUCAACAGAUAUCCGCCGAACAACUCCUCCGCGAAGCUGUGGAUAGACAGGAGCCUGGCCUACAGGCACCCACUCAACGGUUCGCCGAUCUCGAAGAACUCCAUGAAUUCCAGGGUCGCAAGCGCAAAGAGUUUGAAGACUACGUCCGUCGUAACAGGAUUAAUAUGAACAAUUGGAUGCGAUAUGCUCAAUGGGAAUUGGAACAGAAGGAAUAUCGGCGAGCCAGAUCCAUUUUUGAACGGGCGUUGGAUGUCGACAGUACGAGUGUCGUCCUAUGGAUCCGGUACAUCGAGGCGGAGAUGAAGACGAGAAACAUCAAUCACGCCAGAAAUUUGUUAGACAGAGCAGUCACGAUUCUACCCCGAGUUGACAAACUCUGGUACAAGUAUGUCUACAUGGAAGAGACGUUGGGCAACGUUCCGGGGACAAGACAAGUCUUCGAGCGAUGGAUGAGCUGGGAACCCGACGAGGCAGCUUGGCUGGCGUACAUAAAGCUGGAGAAGAGAUAUGGCGAAUAUGACAGGGCGCGGGCCGUAUUCGAACGCUUCACUAUCGUUCAUCCAGAGCCACGAAAUUGGAUCCGGUGGGCAAAGUUCGAAGAGGAGAAUGGGACUAGCCAACUGGUUCGAGAUGUGUUUGGCGUUGCAAUUGAGACCUUGGGCGACGACUUUAUGGACGAAAAGCUCUUCUUUGCGUAUGCAAGGUAUGAAGCCAAGCUCAAGGAGUAUGAGAGGGCGCGGGCGAUCUACAAAUACGCCUUGGACAGACUCCCGCGUUCUCGGUCUACAGCACUCCACAAAUCCUACACGCAAUUUGAGAAACAAUUCGGUAGCCGGGAAGGCGUGGAAGACGUCAUUCUCGCCAAGCGGCGUGUGCAGUAUGAGGAACAGUUGAAGAGCAAUCCCCGGAAUUACGACAUCUGGUUUGAUUUUGCCCGGCUGGAGGAAACCGGGGGAGAUGUUGAACGUGUCCGCGAUGUAUACGAACGAGCAAUUGCGCAAGUCCCUCCUUCGCAAGAAAAGCGGCACUGGCGGAGAUACAUCUACCUCUGGAUCUUUUAUGCCUUGUGGGAGGAAAUGACGAGCAAAGACGUGGAGAGGGCGAGGCAGGUAUACGAAGAAUGCCUCAAACUGAUUCCACACAAGAAAUGGACGUUUGCCAAAAUUUGGAUCAUGAAGGCGCAAUUUGAGGUCCGUCAAAUGCAGUUGCAGGCGGCGAGAAAGACUCUGGGGCAAGCCAUUGGCAUGUGCCCCAAGGACAAAUUGUUCCGAGGAUACAUCGAACUGGAAAAACAGUUAUUUGAAUUUGUGCGGUGUCGAAAGCUGUUCGAAAAGCAAAUUGAGUGGAACCCGUCCAACAGUCAGGCUUGGAUUCAGUUCGCCGAGCUCGAGCGGGGACUGGAUGAUCUGGAUCGAGCGAGGGCUAUUUUCGAAUUGGGGAUUGAACAGCCGACCCUUGACAUGCCUGAGCUGGUAUGGAAAGCAUACAUUGACUUCGAGGAGUAUGAAGAAGAAUACGAUCGGGGUCGAGCAUUGUAUGAGAGACUCCUACGCAAAACGGACCACGUCAAAGUCUGGAUCAAUUAUGCGCGAUUUGAAAUUAACGUGCCGGACCCCAACGAGCCGGAGAGGGGAGAGGAUGACGAACAACGGGUGAGCGAGGAAGCGAAGAGGCGGGCACGUAAGAUCUUCGAGCGAGCUCAUGAAGUGUUCAAGUCGAAGGAAAUGAAGGAAGAACGAGUAGACUUGUUGAACGCGUGGCGAUCGUUUGAGCAGACGCAUGGAUCUGCGGACGACAUUGAGAAGAUCGAGAAACAGAUGCCUCGUCGGGUGAAGAAGAGGAGAAAGGUUGAAGAGGAUCGAUUCGAGGAGUACGUUGACUACGUGUUCCCUGCAGACGACGAAAGUGCAGCUAGGAUGUCCAAGUUGUUACAGAUGGCCCAUGCCUGGAAGGCGAAACAGCAAGCGAACGGAGCUGGAGAGUGA
This is a messenger RNA of Rhinocladiella mackenziei CBS 650.93, 2034 nucleotides long. Its product is annotated as pre-mRNA-splicing factor clf1. Gene Ontology annotation, molecular function: protein binding. Lineage: Eukaryota; Fungi; Ascomycota; Eurotiomycetes; Chaetothyriales; Herpotrichiellaceae. Gene Ontology annotation, cellular component: post-mRNA release spliceosomal complex; Prp19 complex; precatalytic spliceosome. Gene Ontology annotation, biological process: spliceosomal complex assembly; mRNA splicing, via spliceosome. Bases 1 to 2034 code for a protein of 677 amino acids. The record is from RefSeq and is a predicted model, not a curated record. The transcript has a single exon.